AUGUCUGCUCGUGCUAAAUUAGCAGAGUUGCGAGCUUUACGGGCUGCAGGGAAAAAGCGUCUCUCAACUUACGAAGUCGAAGAAGACGAGGACAUUUACGAACAAGUUGACGAAGAGGGAUAUAAGAAAGUUGUUCGAAAACGACUUGACCGUGACGACUUCGUUGUUGAUGAUAACGGUGAGGGAUACGCAGAUGAUGGCCGGGAAGAAUGGGAUGAUACUAGGCGAGCGGCCAGCGGAAGCGACAGUGACGACCUCCCAGUCAGAGGUAAAGCUGCUAAACGGAAGCGAGACGAAGAAAAUCAAAGGAAGGAAAAGAUAGCCAACGGAAUCAACAAAUAUUUUACUGCUACGGUCACUAAGCAGACCUCAAAACCAAAGCCUGUUGCUACUGCCGACGAUGAAGCCUUUCUUGCGGAUAUUUUAGGUGAUGUGGAGACAAAUAUCGAGUCCACGAAAAUUCCCGUCAAAAAAUCGAUCAAGUCUGAGACGCGGAGAAAAGUACGGAUUGUUUCGCCUCCAUUGGAACAAAAAUCGCGGACAAGGAAGACCGAGAACGACCAUGAGAAUGCCAGGGCACUCCCUAAAGAUGACUCUGCACUGGAUACAGGGUUUGAGGACGACGGAUUUCUCCCCGGUGGAGAUGACGAUGCCAUAAUGAGCGAACAGCCGUUGCCAUCGUCUCCCGUCGCUAAAGCUGUCGAACGUAAGACGGUUAAUGCUUCGAAGUCGAAACAGGAAAUAAUCAAGGAGGAGGAAGAAGAGGAUGAAGACAUGAUGGACGUGGCAGAAGCAGUUGCGGACCAUAACACCCACACUCCAAGCGUCAAUAUGGUUGGAAAGCGGCCCCCUCCAAAGAUCAAGAAGGAAGUCUAUGACGACCCCAUGGCCUCUUCGCCAGCCCGGGUUACAACUGAAGUGAUCAAUCCGUCUGCCUGGAAUGACGUAACGAGCAAGCUAAACGUACUCAGUAGCUCUGUUUCCGAUAUGCAACGGUUUGGGAAACUAAGUGCUCAGGACGCUGUUGAGGAAGACGGUAGCUUGAAGUUUUUCUGGCUGGACUACACCGAGAUCAACGGUAGCUUAUGUCUAUUUGGCAAAGUUAAGAACAAAGCCAAUGACAGCUACGUAAGUGCUUUUGUCAAGGUUGAUAACAUCCUAAGGAAGUUAUAUUUCUUACCGCGAGAACAUAAACAUCGUCGAGGCCAAACGACAGAUGAGGAAGUCGAAAUGGAAGACGUUUAUGGAGAGGUAGACAGCCUCAUGAGCAGAUCGAAAGUCGAGAUGCAUAAAAUCAAACCCUGCACCCGAAAAUAUGCCUUCGAGUUACCCGAUGUCCCCAAAGAAGCUGACUACUUGAAGCUUAUGUAUCCCUACACUAAACCUACCUUGCCCCUAGACUUGAAGGGAGAGACGUUUUCACAUGUCUUUGGGACGAAUACAGCCCUGUUUGAGCAAUUUGUGCUAUGGAAGAACAUUAUGGGUCCAUGUUGGCUGAAAAUUGACGAUGCUGACUUCACCGCUGUCAACGGAGCGUCAUGGUGCAAGCUUGAAUGCCAGGUCUCGAACCCUGCUGCGAUAUCAUUAGUCCCUGACUCGGAGGAAGUUGAGAAUCCCCGUUUGACGCUCAUGAGCUUGGCUUUCAGGACGCAGCUCAACGUUAAGGAAAAUAAACAGGAGAUUAUUAUCGCCACGGCUCGCGUAUAUGAGAAUAUUCUCCUCACUGACACCACGCCGCCUGAGAACCUACCUUGCAAAACUUUUACCGUCAUGAGACCCUCAGCCGCUACGUAUCCUCUUGGGUUCGAGGCUGAGACUCGCAAACAGCGCGGGACUGUUAUGCUUGAGAAGACUGAGCAAUUCCUUCUCAGCAAAUUUUUAGCAUUAUUCGAAAAGAUUGAUCCUGACGUCCUUAUGGGCCACCAGCUCCAGGAGGUGGACUUCAACAUUCUUCUCAGCCGUUUGCGGGAGAAGAAGACUCCGGGAUGGCACCGUAUUGGCAGAAUGAAGCGUGGUGAAUGGCCAAAGAAUUUCUCAAAGGGCUCCGGAUUUUUUGGUGAAAGACAACUUCUCGCAGGUAGACUGCUCUGUGACGUUGCCAAUGAUAUGGGAAAGUCUUUGAUGAUGAAGUGUCAAUCCUGGACAUUGACGGAAAUGUGUCAACUUUACCUAGGCGAGGGAAAUCAACGGCGAGAUGUCGACACUGAAGCAGCUCUCAAAACAUGGGCAACUGGAAAAGAAGGCUUGAUGAACUUCCUUAGCCAUUGCGAGGCUGAUACAUUCUUCAUCGCUGCACUUGUCCUCAAGCUACAGAUGCUUCCUUUGACCAAGGUUCUUACCAACCUUGCUGGAAAUUCAUGGUCUAGGACUCUCAGUGGAACCAGGGCAGAACGAAACGAGUAUAUUUUGCUCCACGAAUUCUACCGUGGCAAAUACAUCUGUCCCGACAAGUAUGGCCACAAAGCUCAGAUGAAAGUCGAAGAAAAUGAAGGAGAGGAAGAUGGAGCCGACAAGAAGAAGAAGGAGAAAUUUAAGGGUGGCCUUGUCUUUGAGCCCGAAAAGGGGCUUUAUGAUAAGCAUAUCUUGGUCAUGGAUUUCAACAGUUUGUAUCCCAGCAUCAUUCAAGAGUAUAACAUCUGUUUCACCACGGUAGACAGGCACGCAUCUUCUGAAAAUGAUCGAGAGGAGAGUGUGCCCGAGGUCCCAGAUAGUGCUCAAGCACAGGGAAUCCUGCCACGUCUCAUUGCUACCCUUGUUAACCGUCGAAGAGAAGUCAAGAAGCUCAUGAAAGACAAGCAUGCUACGCCUGAAGAACUUGCUCUUUGGGAUACGAAGCAACUUGCCUUGAAGCUAACGGCCAACUCUAUGUACGGAUGCUUGGGUUAUACACAAUCCCGAUUUUACGCCCGACCACUUGCCAUGCUUACAACAUUCAAAGGACGAGAAAUUUUACGUAACACUAAGGAACUCGCAGAAAGUAACCAGCUCCGCGUUAUCUACGGAGAUACUGAUUCAGUCAUGAUCAAUACAAAUACAGAUAACGUCCAGGAAGCGGUGAAGGUUGGCAAUGAAUUCAAACGCAUGGUUAACCAGCGAUACAGACUCCUUGAAAUUGAUAUCGAUAACGUGUUCAAGAGACUUCUUCUGCAUGCCAAAAAGAAGUAUGCCGCGAUCAACAUGGUGGAGGUGGAUGGGAAGUAUGUUGAACACCUUGAGGUUAAGGGUUUGGAUAUGAAGCGCCGAGAAUUCUGUGCCCUCUCAAAGGAAGCUUCCACUAAGCUGCUCCAUGAAAUUCUGUCUGGAGACGACGUCGAGGUUGUUCUCAACAAGAUUCAUGAUUACUUACGUGAGCUGGCACAGAAGAUGCAUGAAUAUACCGUCCCGGUCCAGAAAUAUGUGAUAUAUACGAAACUCUCCAAAAAACCAGAUGAAUACCCAAAUAAGGAGACUAUGCCUCCAGCACAAGUAGCCUUGCGUGAACUUGCUCGAGGCAAAUCGGUCCGACCCAACGAUGUUAUUUCCUAUAUUGUGACGACUGGAGACGAGGAAACAUCUUCUUUAGCACCUGCGAAGCGAUCCUACACACUACAAGACGUCACGAAAGCAGGCUCAGAACUAAAACCUGAUGUGGAAUUCUACCUUCUUAAACAAAUAUUCCCUCCGAUCGAACGACUAUGCGCUCCCAUACCAGGCACAGACGCCGCACGACUUGCUGAAUGUCUCGGCUUAGAUGUCAGGAAAUACCAAAUCUCAAGUAACGUAACACACGGCCAACAAGAAACAGAGCUAUGCGCCCUCGAGUCUCAGAUCCCUGACUCCAUUCGAUUCGAGAAUGCCGCCAGACUGAGCCUUAAGUGCCGCUUCUGCCGUAAAUCAACCAUCUUCGAAGGACUCUCCGCUUCGAUGAAUGUCUGCUCUCCGAACGGGUUAAUAUGCCACGAUCCAUCAUGUGCUAAACCCUUCACCGUCAUCUCUAUCGUUGCACAGCUGGAGAGCCAAAUCCGAGCCCAAACAGCUCGGUACUACGAAGGAUGGCUAGUUUGCGAUGACUCUGCAUGUGCCAACCGAACGCGCCAGAUGAGCGUUUACGGCCACCGAUGUCUAGGACCCCGUGGACGAGCGGAGGGGUGUUUAGGUCGCAUGAAUUACGAAUAUACGGAAAAGCAGCUAUAUAAUCAACUUCUUUACUUUGCAGGGUUAUGGGACGUGGAGAAGGCAAGGGCCGUGGCUGAGAAGGAAGCUUCUGUCGAGAAGAAAGAGGCGAUUCUUGCACUAGCUGCAUGGAAUCGGACACGAUUUGAUACCGUCAAGUCUGUUGUGGAUGGCUACUUGAAGAAAUGUGGACGGCAGUGGGUAGAGAUGGAUACUCUGUUUGGAUUUGCUAUGCCAUAA
Messenger RNA from Arthroderma uncinatum, 4392 nucleotides. Its product is annotated as DNA polymerase alpha catalytic subunit. The record is from RefSeq and is a predicted model, not a curated record. Gene Ontology annotation, biological process: mitotic DNA replication initiation; leading strand elongation; lagging strand elongation. Gene Ontology annotation, molecular function: DNA-directed DNA polymerase activity; purine nucleotide binding; single-stranded DNA binding. The coding region runs from base 1 to 4392 and encodes 1463 amino acids. The transcript has 4 exons. Gene Ontology annotation, cellular component: alpha DNA polymerase:primase complex. NCBI's taxonomy places the organism in Eukaryota, Fungi, Ascomycota, Eurotiomycetes, Onygenales, Arthrodermataceae.